AUGUCUAGCAAGCGUGAGUUGGUGCUUCUCGUGAUCGGUGUGUUGCUACCGUCCAUCAUCCGCGCGGUGGAUCCUCGUGAUCUGUACAGCUACGUGGACGAAGCGAGCGAGGUGCUGCCCCGAGGUGAUGAAGAAUUCCGGUACAUGGAUCUGGACAUGCCAGCCCACUUCUACAACGAAAAAUACGACCGUGUUUACAUCAACACCAACGGCAUACUGUCGUUCGGCGGCGAGCUGACAGGCUUCCUGAAUCUGCCCUUCCCGCUCGGCAACCCAUUGAUUGCUCCGUUCUACGCGAAUGUCGAUACGACCCUACCGAACGAUACGGCCACGAUCGUGUACUUUAAGUCGCGCAAUCCGAACCUACUCCACCAAACGACGAUGUUGGUGCACAACAGCUUCAGCAAUCAUGUGGAUUUUGAGGCAGCGCAGGUGUUUGUAGCCACCUGGGAGCACGUGGGGCACUACAACCUGAAGAACGACGUGCUGAACUCGUUCCAGGUCGCGAUCAUACUGGGUGCGACCGAUACGUUCGUGCAGUUCCUGUACCCGGAGGACGGCAUCCACUGGAUCCAGGGCGAAACCGGUGACAGCGGUCUGCCGGAUGUGCGUGCGCAGGCUGGCUUCGCUGCGGAGGACGAUCGUACGUUCACGCUGCCCGGGUCUGGUACCGAUAAUGUACGCCAUUUGACCAUAUCGUCCAACAUCAACCAGCCUGGGCUGUGGUUGUAUCGCGUUGGACCACUCGCACCGGAAGGGAACGUCGAGCGGCCGGAUCAGCAGCGAGAACCGGGCGAACCACGAAGCUGUACGGACGGUGGUCGCUACAAGUGCCACUCGGCGGCGUCCUGUAUUAACAGCAACUGGGGCUUCUGCUGUCAGUGCAAAUCCGGCUACUAUGGCAAUGGGUUCAGCUGUGUUAAGAGCGACAUUCCGCUGCGAGUGGCUGGUAAGGUACUCGGUACGGUCAACGGCGAAGUACUUGAUACCCAGCUGCAAUCGUACAUCGUAAUGGCGGACGGGAGAACGUACACCGCGAUCAGCCCGCUAGAGGAGCAGAUGGGCACUAACCUACAGCUGACCCACAUUCUCGGUGGCACGAUUGCGUGGCUGUUCGCAAAGCCACUGGGCGCCACGGUCAACGGUUACCAGCUGACGGGUGGACAGUUCAAUCACACCAGUACGCUCCAGUUCGAGACGGGUGAAAUGUUUCACAUCAAGCAGAAGUACAGCGGUUUGAACGUGUGGGAUCAGCUUGCGCUGGAUGUGGAGCUGUCUGGACAGCUACCCGCAAUUCCGGCGCUGGAGAAGCUCCAGCUCGAUGAUUACUCCGUAUCGUUCCGCCGUUCGGGCAGGGGACGGUUGCAAGCGGUUAGUUCACACAGCUUCCGGAUGGCGUCACAGGGUCGCAACGUUUCCUACACCCUGUACCAGGACGUCACGUACGAAGGAUGCCGUGGCAACGAGGACGCCAAUGCGGGCAAGGACGAGUCAAUGCUGAAGAUCAGCCGUGUUAAUCUGGGCUACGAACCGCGCGAGCGUGCCGUGCGGAUGGGAAUGCUCAGCAAGAUGGUGGUCGGUGAUCAGUUCAAUCCCUGCGAUGAAUCCAACUGCGGAGAUAAUACGGUUUGCGUCCCCAAACCGGACGAUACCUUCGAUUGCAACUGCAAGAACGGUUUCACCUACGUACCUUACGGUAAAACCGAUCGCAUCAACUGUGUAGACAUCGACGAGUGUGCAGGAAUUAAUAUCUGCGACGAAAACGCACAGUGUUACAACGAACCGGGUGGUUAUAGUUGCCGCUGCAAUCCGGGCUACGACGGCAAUGGGUAUCAGUGUGACAAAUUUACCGGCCACAGUCAACCGACCUCAUCUUCGUACACCGUAUCAACGCCGGCGGGUAGUUACGGUAGUUACAACGAGGUGGACAGUGACCCGAACCAGGAAGAGCCGAAAUACGCCCCGGAAACCUGUGGGCAAUGCGCGGAAUUUGCCGAAUGUGUCGACGGCCAGUGCGUGUGUCGGUCGGGGUACGUCGGUGAUGGUGAACGGUACUGUGACCCGCCAUGCGAAGCGGAUAGCGUGUGGAAUGGGGAAGAAUGCGUGAAGGAGUCGUACGCGGAGGAGGAAGAGAUUGCACCAUUCUGUACGAUUCUCGGCUGCACCUGUCCCACCGGUUACACGCUGAUUGAGUUCGCGUUCAACCAAAUAUGUCGCCGGGUACCGUUGGAUCCGGAUGAGGUCCACCCAACCGAUAUGCCUUCGUGCGAUUUGGAAAACAACUGCAGUCCGCAUGCAAACUGUGAGUGGCGUGACAGCGUGUACCGGUACGAGUGUAUCUGCAAUCCCGGCUACGAUGGUGACGGGUACACGUGCGUGGAGAAGGAAAUAUCCUGCCAGGACGAUGAUGACAUCUGCGACAUUCACGCAUCGUGCAACUACAUUCUCGAUUUGAAGAUGUCGAUCUGUGUGUGCAACAAGGGUUACGAAGGUGACGGCCGCACUUGCCAUCUCGCGCCGGAAUGUGCCGUCGAUGAUGACUGUGGCAUGAACUCGGAAUGUCAGGAUGGUGUGUGCGUUUGCCAGCAGGGCUACGAACGGGACCUGUCCGACUUCUGCGUCCGGGCGGGAUCGUGCGGUGGCGCAUACUGUGCCGAGAAUGCGGUGUGUAUCGUCGAUCCGAUACAGAAAAUUCCCUACUGUCAAUGCCCACCGGGCUACAUCGGUGAUGGCGUGUCGCAGUGCCGUUCGAUCCCACCGCCGUGCAAUGUGCGCAAUAACUGUGGACUGCAUGCGUCGUGUGUGCCGAGUUACAGAGAACAAUAUGCGUUCGAGUGCAUGUGCAACCAGGGCUUCUUUGGUGAUGGAUUCAUCUGCACACCGGAGCGAAACUGUGCCAACAUCCCAAGCCUUUGCGAUCCGAACGCACGCUGCGAGUCGACUACGAACGGCUACCAGUGCAUCUGCAACGAUGGAUUUAUCGGGAAUGGGUCCGUGUGCAAUACGGCCCACCGGCUAGACGAUGGUUUCCUGCUCAUUAGCCAAGGUGUCGCCAACAUACGCGUGCCGCUGAACGGUGGGCUGGGUUACCCGGUCACGAUGGCUUUCAUGUCGAUCGGACUGGAUCGUGAUUGUGCCGAGGGGCGCAUCUACUGGAGCGACAUCGCCGCCCAGCAGAUCGUCAGCGCGAAGUACGACGGCACGGAUCAGAAGCCCUUCAUCACCAAGGACAUUGUGUCACCUGAAGGAGUGGCGGUCGAUUGGAUUUCACGCCGCCUCUACUGGACCGAUUCGGAGAAGGACACGAUCGAGGUUGCCAGUUUGGAGAAUCCUGACCAGCGUGCGGUGCUCGUUUCCAAGUAUCUCGUCAAUCCGCGCGGCAUUGCGGUCGAUCCGCACCAGAGCAAGCUGUACUGGUCGGACUGGAACCGUGAUGGGGCGAAGAUUGAGUGGUCCAAUCUGGAUGGAACCGAGCGACAACUGUUGGCGGGCAGCCCCCAGGUAGUGCUACCGAACAGCAUCCAAGUGUCGAUGGCUAGCGGCGAGCUGUGUUACGCCGAUGCGGGCACAAAGAAGGUCGAAUGUAUCGACACCUACAGCAAACAGAUUCGCACGAUCGCAAGUAACCUGACCUAUCCUUUCGGGCUGGCCGUCACCGAUGAUCUGUUCUACUGGACGGACUGGAUUACGAAAAAGAUUGAGAGCAUCAACUUGUACGGUGUGCGCCAGAAACCGAUCAACUCGCCGGUGUUCGGCAAUCAUAAGAUGUACGGCAUGACCGCCGUUACGGACAAAUGUCCACUGUUCCACAGUCCCUGUGUCAUCAACAAUGGCGAAUGUACGGAGGACAAGCUUUGCCUGAUCAAUCCGCGCGCUCCAUCGGGCCGUAGCUGCAAGUGCAUCCGCAACUGCAAUGACGUCAUAUUAGACUACUAG
Anopheles marshallii is the source of this 3936-nucleotide messenger RNA. RefSeq names its product nidogen. NCBI's taxonomy places the organism in Eukaryota, Metazoa, Arthropoda, Insecta, Diptera, Culicidae. Gene Ontology annotation, biological process: cell-matrix adhesion. Gene Ontology annotation, molecular function: calcium ion binding. The transcript is spliced from 9 exons. The record is from RefSeq and is a predicted model, not a curated record. Bases 1 to 3936 code for a protein of 1311 amino acids.